Messenger RNA from Amoebophrya sp. A120, 2074 nucleotides. Lineage: Eukaryota; Dinophyceae; Syndiniales; Amoebophryaceae. The record is from the annotation of a GenBank genome assembly.
AUUGCAUUUAUGCAUUACAAAUUUCGUUCUCAACGAAAAUCAGCAUUACAAAUUCAAUUCGUAAUGCUGCGCUAAUUUGUAAUGCAAUUUAUACUAGUACGAUACUUUAACUUUUGCAGUUCAUAUGCGAAAAAUGGGUCCACUGCGGGAGAUAUGUCGGCGGAAGAGGAGAUUGGAAAGAAGAUAGAGCCCUUUCACGCCGAUCUGGUCACAGCGGAGCUGCAGGCGGCGUACUACCGGGAGCGCGGAUAUGGAAGCGUCAGGAUUGAAAUCGUCAAAGUUGAAAUAGUUUGCGAUGCACAAAAUGCAAGGCAUGAAGUGCCUGUCUUGCCGGGAUGGCAAGUGAGGCCGAUUGUUGGCCUGUUUAGGGUUUGAAAUGGAGCUACUAAACUAGCAUGACAAAAGCAGUCUUCUGUGCUCGAACAGCAUGACAAAUUGGAUUCCGAUGCUCGGAAAAUUUGUCAUGCGCCGCCUGAUAAGUGGGCUUCCGACUGGUAUCGGUUUUAUGCAUGACAAACUAUUUGUUCAAUUUUGACGAUUUCGAUCCUGACACAUCCAUAGCGGACAGGAGUACGAGGUAGCGGCGAAGGCGAUCGGGAUCGUAUCCUGAGUAAAAACGUUCCAACCCUAUAGUCGUCAUGCAGAUCUGCAUGCUCAAAAUGCUUCUCAUGCAGAGCCCCAACAUGAGAAGCAUUUUCUAGUCGUGGUUUGGAACUUGUGAUGCUCCAAUCAGCAUAAUAUGCUAGAUCUGUAAUGCUACUAUAACUAGCUAAACAGGAUGACACUGCGGGGCCAAACUUGUCGUGCGCAACAGCCAAUGCUGGUUGAUUUGUGUAGCAGAUUGCCCAUCUUCACUAUGGGGUGGGGGCGUUUUCACUCAGGAUAGAUCGAAAAACAGAAACCGUGGAUCACAGGCGGGAACUGGUUGAUCUUCGUAUCGUCUGGAGAAAUAUCCUGUGCAAAAGUAUCGUACUCGUAGUAAUCGCAUUUGUGCAUGACAAAUCUUUUUUUCAAGGUAAAUCAGCAUGAGAAAUUCCAUUUGUCAUGCUGAGCAAAUUUGUAAUGCGAUUACUACUAGUACGAUGCUUUUGCAUUACAUAAGAAAACUUUGUACUUUAACUUUUGCAGCUUCCAUUGAUUCCUGCUUCCACAAGGUUUGUUUUUCGCAAAGCAUGAUAUAAUUCACUCGUGAGAUAAAUCGUAAGUCAUGAUAUGCUGGCAGCUCUGUAGUUGACGAAGUGCAAGAAGCAGGCAGAAGUUUACUAUCUCCCUUUGAUACGGCGAGAACCUGACUGCGCACGAGAAGCAGAUGCAGAAAAAGGCGGCCGAGUACCAGCAGCAGGCAGCCGACAUCACAAAGUCCUUUGCAGUUUAUGUAUCGACUCGUAAACUGUGCGUCGAUCAUCAUUUUCGUCGAACUCCUCGAAUAAGCAUCCACAACGUUUUUGACGUCAUGACAGAGAAGUAAGUAGUAGAGAGGGCUGCAAUGGGUAAGAGUUGCAUGCUCUUGUAUCUAUUUAUUAUGCGAUGAACAAAAGGACAACUAAAGCUAAAGGCAACGCGCCUUUUGCCAUGAAUUUCCUCGGUGAAGAAUCUAUAAACAGACUGAAAAUCAGUUUUCCAGCAGCAUUAGCGCGGGCCGGGGCUGAAGCGGCGGCACGGUGACCGAAUCGGAAAAAAUAACGGAAGAAAAACUACUACGGUAGAAGUUUUAGGUCGUGCGAUAAUGAUUGCAAACUCGUGCAGCUGGUGCAGUAGUUUCGUCCAGGUUUUAUUUUCCUGCACAAGUUGUAGACCGCUUUUCCUUAUCUUUUCCAUGACAAGUACCGCACGAAGGGCAAUUGUGCAUUUAGUUCUGUGCGUCACUUCGGACUUCUGCAAAAAGAAGAGGAGGUUAAGCUGUUUGUUGCUUGAUGUUUUACCCGCCUUUAGCCAAUAGAAAAACAAACUUUCCCUGUCGGGUACAGAAUCACAAGGCUCUUUGACGACAGGAUCGGUCCGCAAUGAUCUGCUUAUAUUUCCUACCAGUUUCAUCGGCUUGCUGAGUCUACUAGUCGGUUGUUGUAACUUCUCC